Eupeodes corollae is the source of this 6471-nucleotide messenger RNA. RefSeq lists its product as uncharacterized. Bases 1 to 6471 code for a protein of 2156 amino acids. Lineage: Eukaryota; Metazoa; Arthropoda; Insecta; Diptera; Syrphidae. The transcript has 33 exons. The record is from RefSeq and is a predicted model, not a curated record.
AUGACCCAUUCGAUAAGAGACGAUGGAUAUUAUAACAUGACACACCAGUUUAUCCUUGCACAACAAAUCAUUUCGGAGCAUUUGGGUAAAACAGCUGAAUUGCCAUGUCCUGUGAACACGGAAAGUUGCGGUGCACUGCAUUCGAUCAACUGGUUCAAAGGUGAUACACGAAUUGCAGCUGUGCUGCUGGAUGAUAGCAAUAUAACUAGUGUCUCAGAAGGCUAUAAAGAUAGAGUAAUAGUGGAGCAAUCUCCAUUUAAAUUAAUUAUUAAGGACUUGCAAAUAUCUGACGAAGAUAUCUACCUAUGUGAUACAACAUUUUUUAUACCAUUAGAAGCUUGUGAUAACUACAAUGGAUAUCGUGUAAAACUUAAUGUCUUAGUGCCACCAACCGAGGUUGUGAUAAUUGAUGAGAAAGGAGAUCGCAUUGAGAACGGAACUGUUCUUGGACCGCUACAGGAAGGACAUACACUUAGAUCGACGUGUAUUGUGAAAAAAACAAGACCACAGCCAAGCGUUGGAUGGUUUAGAGGAAAUAAGCGAUUAACAACACAUUCACCCACCUACGAUGAAAAGGAUGGUCUCUAUACAGCCACUUUGGAAUUAUCGUUGGUAUUAUCACGCCUGGAUUUGAACAGUACAAUUGAAUGUCGAGUUGAAUCAUCGGCAAUUCAGGGCACAAUCCGCAGCGCAAUCCACAUCGAUAUGCAAGUUCGUCCAACGGGCAUAACAUUGUCUGGAGUGGAACAUCACACCGUUCAAGGCAGCAAAGUUGUGUUAACAUGUCAUGUCUAUGGAGCCCGACCAGCUGUCAAUAUUUCAUGGUCGAAUUCCUCAGUGCCAAUUCUUGAUAAAGAGAAUGCCCUCACAGAAAUCCGAACGCAAGAGAACGAAGAAAACGAUGGCACUUUUCACACAAGAAGUGAGCUGGUUUUUAACGCCUCUCGCUUUGAAAAUGACAUGGUAUUCCGUUGUGACGCCGACAAUGUUGUCCUACAAAUGAAUCGUGAGAAACCCAUUUACUCCUUUGUAACAUUGGAAGUGAUGUACCCACCCGUGGUGAAAGUCAGUCCACCUCACAUAACAGUGAACACAAGCGAUACGGUUCUGUUAAACUGUGAAUAUGUUGCAAAUCCUGCCACGCUGACAAGUGUUAAAUGUUAUGAAGUAAUAGUGGAGCAAUCUCCAUUUAAAUUAAUUAUUAAGGACUUGCAAAUAUCUGACGAAGAUAUCUACCUAUGUGAUACAACAUUUUUUAUACCAUUAGAAGCUUGUGAUAACUACAAUGGAUAUCGUGUAAAACUUAAUGUCUUAGUGCCACCAACCGAGGUUGUGAUAAUUGAUGAGAAAGGAGAUCGCAUUGAGAACGGAACUGUUCUUGGACCGCUACAGGAAGGACAUACACUUAGAUCGACGUGUAUUGUGAAAAAAACAAGACCACAGCCAAGCGUUGGAUGGUUUAGAGGAAAUAAGCGAUUAACAACACAUUCACCCACCUACGAUGAAAAGGAUGGUCUCUAUACAGCCACUUUGGAAUUAUCGUUGGUAUUAUCACGCCUGGAUUUGAACAGUACAAUUGAAUGUCGAGUUGAAUCAUCGGCAAUUCAGGGCACAAUCCGCAGCGCAAUCCACAUCGAUAUGCAAGUUCGUCCAACUGGCAUAACAUUGUCUGGAGUGGAACAUCACACCGUUCAAGGCAGCAAAGUUGUGUUAACAUGUCAUGUCUAUGGAGCCCGACCAGCUGUCAAUAUUUCAUGGUCGAAUUCCUCAGUGCCAAUUCUUGAUAAAGAGAAUGCCCUCACAGAAAUCCGAACGCAAGAGAACGAAGAAAACGAUGGCACUUUUCACACAAGAAGUGAGCUGGUUUUUAACGCCUCUCGCUUUGAAAAUGACAUGGUAUUCCGUUGUGACGCCGACAAUGUUGUCCUACAAAUGAAUCGUGAGAAACCCAUUUACUCCUUUGUAACAUUGGAAGUGAUGUACCCACCCGUGGUGAAAGUCAGUCCACCUCACAUAACAGUGAACACAAGCGAUACGGUUCUGUUAAACUGUGAAUAUGUUGCAAAUCCUGCCACGCUGACAAGUGUUAAAUGGUAUCGUAAUACAGAUUUAGUAAAUGUCAAUGACACUGACCGAUAUGAAGGUGGUAAUUCAGAGAAUGUUGCACUUGUCAUAAAAUCAACUGACAAAAGAGACAUUGGUAAUUAUUCAUGUCAUUUAUCGAAUUCCAUUACAACUGGCAAAGGAGUUUCCGAAACACAAAUUGAAUUGGAUGUACAAUAUGUGCCAAUUGUUGAAGUUCUAAUGACACCCGAAGGACCUGUUAAAGAAAGUGACGAAUCAAAUGUUACACUUUAUUGUAAUGUUGUCGAUGCGAAUCCAUCGCAAUUGACAAAAGUACGCUGGUAUGCUAAUUCAUCGCUACUUAAGGAGUUACCUGAUUGUUCUGAAACAAAUGAAGAUCUUUGUCACAUUGAUCCUAGUAAAUUGCUCCUUGAGAGCAUUGGUCGUGGUUUUUUCUACAACUAUUCAUGUGAAGGUUUCAAUGCAGCCGGUUGGGGGCCACGUUCUGAUGAUAAGGAAUUAAUGGUCCAUUAUGAACCAGGACAAGCAACACUCACCCAUUUCCCCCUCAUCGCAGUGAAAAAGAAGAGCGUCAGCUUCUCGUGCUCUGUCGAUGAUCCCGGCUAUCCAGAAUCGAAUAGAUUCCGCUGGUUUCGUGGUGGACGCGGUCCACUCCAGGAUGUGGUAACCAAAGAUUGGACUGUCGAACCUGUUGGUCUGGACAGUCGCACAAAUUACUCUUGCUAUGCAUACAACGAGGGUGGCCAUGGGGUGCCAGCCACAGUCAACCUGGAAGUCCAUGCUCCGCCAUUUUUUAUAAAGAACCUCUUCCCGUACACGGGCAUUGUGUAUUCGAGCAGGAACGCCUCGUUAAUGUGUCGCAUUGAAUGUGUGCCCAGGUGUACGAUAUCGUGGUACAAGGAUGGCAUCGCCCUGGAACCCGAUAAUGAGCGGUAUUUCGUGAAGGAGGAAUAUAUGGCUGCUUCCCCGGCAACAGGGGACUUUGAGAGUGUAAUGUCAGUGCUGCAUUUCAAUAUGACAGCAUGGCCAAAUAAGAGAUUCGACAUUGACGUUGAUAGCGCCAAUUAUUCGUGUGUAUCAUCGAGCAAUGCGGUUGGUCCUGGCAUUAAAAGUGCCACAUACUUCAGUAUUGAAUAUGCCCCAGAAAACACAACAGUGACAGAUGAGGUUGUGCAUGUCCUUGAAGGUAACAUUCCCGGGCGAGUAGUGUGCAAAUCAAAAGCAAAUCCUGAACCAUCAUACGAGUGGAGAUUCAACAAUAAAACGAUUAACCGUGGCAGCACUCUGAUUAUAAAUAAUCCUAUGUCAAGGAACGAUACAGGACGAUACACUUGUGCGGCAUUUAACAAACAUGGCUCAAGUGUGUCAGAUACAUUUAUCGAUGUUCAAUUUAAGCCAAAAUGUGAAAUCGAGAGGCGAGAAAUCGACGAUAAGGAUACGUUAAUAUGCACAGCAUUCGGAAAUCCCAUUGAGGCCGACUUCUCAUGGUCAAUUAAGGCGGAGAACGAUUCUGUGGAGCAUCUGAGCAAUAGCAAAAUUAAAGGGGAAAAGAGCUUUUAUAUCCUGGAUGAGGAUUAUGCGAUUGCAAGGACGUAUCGUUGUGUGGCGAAUAAUUCCGUUGGAGCUGGAACGUUCUGUGAAAUUGAAGUUGCCGAACAACUUGCUUGGUGGCAAAGAUGGGACAAAACAACUCUAAUUAUCCUUGUUGCAGCCGUACUAGCCCUCCUUCUGGCUGUAAUAAUAAUCUGCUGUAUUAUAAUUUGCAUUUGCCGGCGAAGACGACGACAGGAUAAAUAUGAGAUGUCCCGUCCGGUGGUGCCCCCACCACUGCCACCGAGGAAUCCGAGAUUGCUGAAGAACUCUGUUAAUUCUACGAACCUUUUGACAAAUGUGUCCGCAACUAGUGCUAAUGAGUUGCUCCCAAAACCCACAAAUAAUGAGACAGAAUGUCACGAAACAUCACCACCAAGUGACGAGGACGAAGAGAGUCCGAUUCAGAUGACACACGCUAAUAACUCCGAGUCCGCUGCCAGCGUCAGUGCAGCUGUUAAGAUUGUAAGAGGAUCAGGAUUUUUAGAUAGGUUUGCAACACUGGGUGAUAUUUUCAAGCGACGAAAAGACGACGACCGAACGAGGGACAGUCAACGUUCUCAUGUGGGUCUAUUGAAUUCGAUGCUUAAUGCGCCGAAGGCAUUCUGGAGGCAAAAGGAUGAUUCGAAUCCUUUUUCAUCCGAGCAUCGAUUGAAGGGAAUUCGUUGUUCUGGCAGUGUUACGUACAAAAAGACGCCCACCUUGACGCGUUCGUCGGCGACAACGGUGGCGGCUUCCGAAGCAGCGCCAUCCGACGGUGAUGUGGUGGCAACAACCACAUCAUCAGUUAGCGACCCUGCGCAACCAAAGACGCAAACAAUGGCAAAUGAGAUACACGACAAGUCAUCUUCACUGGGGGAUCCAUUGACGGAACCUGGAGAGUAUGAGAAUCUACCAUUUCAUGGUCUGCAAACGGCUCCUAAUAAGUUUAUUACGACUCCUACAAAUUUUAAUAACAAUACCAAUGUGGUACGUGUUGCCCCACGUCCCAAACGACUACUAACCUCAAAUCAUGACAUCGCAAGUAACCAACAACAAGAUCAACUAACCCAUCAUCAAUAUCAUUCGAAUAUUCAAAAUCAUCAACUUCAACAACUCCAAAACCAGCAGUCUCAGCAACAACAAUCUUAUAACACAAUUGAAUACAAUCGGAGUUGUAAUCCAUCCCUGAAUAAUACCAUCAAAAGUACACGGAGCAGUGCAGCAAUCAUGGAUAGUAAUAGUUUAGGAAUUCCACCCCCACCCCCAGAUCAUCAAUAUCAUCCCCAAAAUGGCCCCCAACAACAACAACAACAACAACUAACCUACAGCCUUAACAAUUGCUUCCCUAAGAGCUACACCGAAUACUACCAUCAGCAACAGCAGCAGAAGUUCUCCACAUCGAACUCGCAGUUGCUGAACUCAAUCGAACACAAUUACCCGUAUACGGUUGUGGAACGUGGCACAGCAGCGAGUGUCACCGGAACCAGCAGCAAUGCAGUGGCCAUUAAUAAUAACGGCAACAAUCCCUUUCUCGCAGCGGGCGAUUUCAAGAAAUUCGACACGAGUACCGGUGGCAGCAUGCAUCGAACAAAACGUUCCAAGGGACAUGCCAGCAACAAUGGAGGCAGCACGAUAGGUGGCAAUGGCAGCGGAAUGCCGGAAGGGGAGAAGAAAUUCUAUUCGUUGAAGUUUCCGGGUAAUAAAAAAUCGCAUCACCAUUUGAAUUCGAUUAAGCCAGUGGCCAGUGGCAGCAUUGGGGUUCCGAUAAUCGGGGGAGCGGCAAACAAAUGCAAGCGACAUCAUUCCUUUGCUGGUGCCGGUGAUGGCGAUGUCGGUGGCGGUGGUGGUGUUGGGGGUGGCGCGGUGCCCCCACCAACCUAUGCAACCCCGAUGCAGUCCAAAAUGAGAUUCUACGAGCCUCCGGUCUAUGAGAAUUUAAACGAUUCGAUUCAGAUACACGAAUGCCAGGUGGACACUCACCAUGUCCCGGCUUCGCAGUUGCAGCAGAAGGAACGCCUAGCAUCAAAUCCGCAGCUGCAGCAAAUGCAGCAGCAGCACCAUCACAAAAAGCGACAUCACCAACACAUGCACCAGAAAAAGGUUGAUGACUUCAAUUUAAUAGAACCGGAAAGACUGAGCAUCUACCGCAGCGAUUCGGGCAUCUCGAAUAGCUCGUAUGAGUGUGUGACGCCAGUACCAGCUCCCAGAGUUGGUUCUGGUGCCACUAUUGUCUCAGCGACGGGCAAAACCCAGACAAGUCGCAAUGCAACCCCCCUGUCACACACGACACCCGUCUACAUGAAUGUAGAUGGCACAGCAGUCGGCAGCAAUGGAGGUGGCGGCGGUGGAAAUUCCACAUCUCCGUUUGAAUCGCCCUCAUCACAGAAUGAUCCCUCAGCUGAUCCAACCUCGGCGUCAUCAUGUCAAAGUUCGUACAGUGCGACGAACCGUUGUAGUCGGCAUCCUCAAGGUUUGUCGGGCUUAGUGGGAAGUGGCAGCAGCCAUCAGGAGGCAACCACACCUGAAGACGGUUCCUCAUCGGCGACGACAACAACAACGACAGUUAAUGGAAAUACGACAUCAUCGUCGGGAAAGUGUAAAAGACGGACGCCAAGCUCCUGUUCAGCUUCGCUGCAGAGUCUAGAGGUUUGUAUUUUUACUAAACCGUUAGCAGCUUCGAAUUUUGAUGACGAACUGGAAUAUGCCGAUAUGGAUUUUCACAAUUAUGGUCCAAUUAAUUAUAAAGCUGCAUCGGUAUAUGCUUUAGUUAAAAAGGACAAGAAGACCGGUGCCCUUAAUUCAGUUAAGAAAUAG